Molecule: messenger RNA, 1780 nt
Organism: Exophiala xenobiotica
Lineage: Eukaryota; Fungi; Ascomycota; Eurotiomycetes; Chaetothyriales; Herpotrichiellaceae
Exons: 2
Coding region: 508-1602 (364 amino acids)
Source: RefSeq, a predicted model, not a curated record
UAUAGGCUGCAUACCCUCGUCCACAUGUCGAGCCUUUACUCAUCAAGGCAAACAAUCUCAAGAGCCCGUCAUGAGCCUUGCCUUCAUCAAGUCUAAGAACUUAUCUUUUAUCGGUCAUUGAUUGGGAUCAGCAAGGAUGCAUUUCAUUGUGACAACCAACAUCAAGAAGAAGGCGGAUCCAGAGACGCAGAACCUCAUCAGGAGUCAGGUUAUGAUGGGCAAAAACCGGGGCAAAUCUCAUCGUGCCAAAGGACGAAGAGCCACAAGUUGGGCAGUGGUGGUCGAUUCCAAAAGAGGUCCGCCAGUACCAUUGGAUACAUUCAUCGAAGCGUACAACUCAGCCAUCCCCGGCAGAGUCGGUUCGGAUUUGUCCUUGGUACAAUUUGCUGCUAAGCUGGACUCGGCCGCGUUUGGGGAGGUGUUGAGAUGUGCGUUCGCUCCGGCUCCGCGAAGGUACUAGUUAAGGACAGGGGUGCUGACUUACUGUAAAAUUCACUAGUCUUUGACAUGGCCGCGAGAGCACUGUUCCCUCUAGUCAUGGUGACUGGAUUCAGCAACAAGGACAUGGAAUGGCUGGAUCCGCUAAAGUUCGAUGCUGCUUAUCUUCACGUCACCGUGUUCGCCGCCGAGGUCUUCAUGGACAGGGUCUUGGGCCGACGGUAUCCUAACGCCAACCAAGAUGCGACUGUGCAUUUCCUGAAAGGAGUCCACAUUCUACGGAAAAGGCUUCUACGGGGAGUCGAGAACACCAAGCCUUCCAAUCCCACGAUCGCCGUGGUUUUGACCUUGGCCGUAAGUGCAUUAUUCAUGGGUGAAGAUGAGACCUUCAAGCACCAUAUGAUGGGCCUGCGCAGGAUGGUCAACCUGAGAGGAGGCAUAGCUGCCUUCCAAGGUAACAAGCUUCUCACAGAAAUCUUUAGAUGUGAUAUCGGCAUGGCAAUGCAAAACGGGUCAGAGCCUAUCUUCUUCAACGACCCUCUUUCCGAGCCCUUUGUGUCUUACCCCGCCCGGGAGCUGUUGACGAUUCGAAACGGUCACGGCAUCACAGAUUCUCAACGCCACUCAGAAACCUUGCUCCAUAAGAUGGAUGAGAAUCUGGUCGAAGCCUGGAGAGUCAUGCAGAGAUUCUGUUCGAUCGUCAAUCUCGCUGUGGAAACCCAACAAAUGCUUUCGCCGGGACUGCUCUAUGAUACCAUGGCUUCCGUCAUGUACCGCCUGCUCCAUAUGAGUUUUGACCAAGGCUCGGUUGACGAAGCAGUACGGCUCGGCCUGUUGGGAUUGACUUAUCACAUCUUUUUACAGUGGCAGUACCUGAGGUUACCCUAUGUUUAUUUUCCUUGGGUUUACAAGGAUUGCCUUCUACACUCUAAACUUGUGGACGGGGCAUCGUCCCAGAUCAUGCUUUGGUUACUGAUGGUUGGAGCCGUUUCAGCAUUUACUACAUCCGACCACCCAUGGCUGAUGGUUUGUCUGCGAAAACACAUGGACAAAUGUCAAGUGAAGUCCUGGAACAGGAUGCGGGAAGUCCUGAAGUCGUUCAUGUGGGUGGGCCUGCUCCAUGACAAGCCGGGGAAGGAAGUCUUUGAUUCUGUCUUGUCAUGAUUGUCUCUUCGGAUCACACUACGCCGAGAAUCGACUGGUCGAGGGCGACGGAUUGGAGGCGCGCUUUGGAAUGGAUUGAUAUUGACAUAAUACCAGUAUAGCCGGCUUAUUCGUGUUUGCCGCCGUGCUCUUGUACAAUUGAACUGUCCUAGCGUGGUGAAGUGACCCUCAACGAAAG